Rotaria sp. Silwood1 is the source of this 750-nucleotide messenger RNA. Lineage: Eukaryota; Metazoa; Rotifera; Eurotatoria; Philodinida; Philodinidae. The record is from the annotation of a GenBank genome assembly.
AUGAAGUUUGAAUUAUUACUCAAUGAAAUUUUACUUGAUCUAUUCGAUUAUUUUAAUGGUGUUGAUCUUCUUUGUAUAUUUUAUGAUCUCAAUUAUCAUUUCAAUUCUCUUCUCUACGAACAAUAUCGAUCUUAUCGUUUUAACUUUAAUUCAAUAUCAAAACAUAAUUUUGAUAUAAUAUGUUCACAACAUCUAUCAUUUAUUACUGAUCGAAUUAUUAGUCUUAGUCUUUUCGAUGAUGAAAAUACUCCAGGACAAAUAAAUCUAUUUCGAUUCUAUAUACCAUCAUUUAGUCAAUUUACUCAGUUACAAUCACUUUAUUUACUAAAUAUUCAAAAGCUUGAAAUACAACUUCCUAUCAAUAAUCAAUUUUGGUCUAUAAUGUCAAAUUUAAAACGACUCUAUUCACUUAAUGUAAUAUCUUAUACUGAUACUUAUUAUUCUCAAUUACAAAUUUUACUUGACCAAGCACCUAAUCUAGAUAAAUUAAUUAUUGAUCAAGAUGUAUCAUUACCAUUUCAGUUAUCAUUAUUCAAAUUAACAAAUAUAACAAUUCGUAAACUCCAUUUAGAUUAUUAUUAUUAUUGUUUCAAUGAAGAAAAAUGUAUUUUAUUAUGUCAUUCAUUAUUGGGUACUCAUUGUCAAGUACUUUAUAUUCGAGUAUUAUUUGUUAAACUUACAUAUGAAAAGACUUCUGAAUAUUUUUUUUUAUAUCAAACAGAAAUCAUAAAUUUCUCAAUACAAAAAUAA